GCAGGUCAACUCGCCCCGCCCCACCCCGCCCCGUUCGCAGUCCCGAGGCGAUAGUUAAGAAUCCGUCCGCCAUUCCCUCAAUCAUUCCCUCCGAAAACCAAGAUUCCUGCGGAUGCGAGCGCCGGCCAUGGGAACAGGCCGAGACCUGGCCGUCCCGGCCGGCGUGAGAUGCUGGUGAGGCGGCCAUGGUAGUGAUGAUGAUCGUCGCCGGAGAGGUCGCCAGGGCCGGCCGCGGCGGGGAACGGCCGGUGGCGCCGGACGGGGAGGCGGUGGCGCAAGACGUCGUGGUCGACGUUGCCGACGGGUGCGCUGCGGCCGGUCGGGAGCCCGGGUGCAGGAUCUGCCACCUGCCGGGCGGGGACGGCGACGGCGAGCUGCCCCAGCGGCUGAGCGGACGGCUGGUGAGGCUCGGCUGCGGCUGCCGCGGCGAGCUGGCGGCGGCGCACCGGCGAUGCGCCGAGGCGUGGUUCUCCGUCCGGGGCAACAGGCGUUGCGAGAUUUGCGGUGAGGACGCGGUGAACAUCACCGGAGGCGGCGGCAAGGAGUUCAUACGGCAGUGGCACGACACGGAGGCGGCCGCGGACGCCGGAGGCCUGUCCAAGGCGUGCGGUGGCUUCUGCCGGAGCCAGUCGUUCUGCAACCUGCUAGUCCUGUUGCUCAUCAUCGCGUCCCUCUUGACGUGGUUCUUCCAUAACCACAUGAUAUAAAGUCAUUUAUUUUCAGAAUGAUUUGGAACCUUUAAAGAGUUUCAUGUAAACUACUGUCUUUAAUUAGAUUGUGAUCUUGGAGGCACCGGCGUUUUGCGAAGGAAA
This is a messenger RNA of Panicum virgatum (switchgrass), 812 nucleotides long. RefSeq lists its product as uncharacterized. The record is from RefSeq and is a predicted model, not a curated record. The transcript is spliced from 2 exons. Bases 186 to 707 code for a protein of 173 amino acids. Gene Ontology annotation, molecular function: zinc ion binding. Lineage: Eukaryota; Viridiplantae; Streptophyta; Magnoliopsida; Poales; Poaceae.